AUGGCCACCCUCAUCCCUCGUGCUCCACCACCAAAUCCCCACCGUCACUUCCUUCUCCACCGACCACCGACCCUAUCCCCCCAGCUCCGCCUACGCCUCCCUGUUCGCCGCCUCCGCCUUGCUUCCCCGGUCGCGGCCAUUGCCACGGUGACGGCCGCCGUGCCCCCUGACGACAUCUCGCAGCUCAAUAACCGUCUCCGCGCGCUCGUCCGCCGCCGCGGUGUCUCUUCCGCUGCCACAUCUCCCAUGGACCCCGCCCAGGCGGACGCCUACCUCCACAUGAUCCGCGAGCAGCAGCGCCUCGGCCUCCGCCAGCUCCGCCGGCACGCGGCCGAACCGGAAUACGAGAGAGACGUCGGAAGCAACGCGGAGGACGAGGAGGAGGGCGCCGGAAGGAGGAAGGGGAUGGCGGCCAGGAGCUCUUUGGGGCACCGUGUGGACCCUCGUGAGCUGGAGCCCGGCGAGUACGUCGUUCACAAGAAAGUCGGCGUCGGCAAGUUCGUCUGUAUAAGCGGAGAGGACGGAGAGGACUACGUGUUCAUUCAGUAUGCGGACGCCAUGGCGAAGCUUGCAGUCGACCAGGCAGCACGCAUGCUCUACCGAUACAACCUUCCUCAUGAGAAAAAGAGGCCAAGGAAUCUAAGCAAGCUGAAUGAUCCUUCUACAUGGGAGAAGAGGAGGCUGAAAGGAAAGCUUGCUGUUCAGAAGAUGGUGGUCAACUUGAUGGAGUUAUAUUUACAAAGGAUGAGGCAGAGAAGGCCGCCAUACCGAAAGCCUGAGGCGAUGGAUCAGUUUGCUUCUGAAUUUCCUUACGAGCCUACCCCAGACCAAAACCAGGCUUUCAUAGAUAUUGAGAAUGAUCUAACUGAAAGGGAAACACCAAUGGACAGAUUGAUCUGUGGAGAUGUCGGGUUUGGUAAAACGGAAGUUGCAAUGCGUGCUAUAUUCAUCGUUGUAUCUACAGGAUAUCAAGCUAUGGUUCUCGCACCAACUGUAAUACUAGCCAAUCAACACUAUGAUGUAAUGUCUGAGCGUUUCUCCAACUACCCUGACAUAAAGGUCGCCAUAUUCAGCGGUGCUCAGAGCAAGGAUGAAAAGGAUGAGCUAAUAACAAAAAUUACGAAUGGGCAUUUGCAAAUAAUUGUUGGAACUCAUGCUCUUCUUACAGAACGGAUGGCCUAUAACAAUCUUGGUCUCCUAGUGGUGGAUGAGGAACAGAAGUUCGGUGUACAACAAAAGGAGAAGAUUGCAUCAUUCAAAGCUUCUAUUGAUGUUCUUACCCUGUCCGCAACACCCAUUCCACGAACUCUGUAUCUUGCUUUAACCGGUUUCCGUGAUGCAAGUUUAAUGUCUACACCACCUCCGGAAAGAGUCGCUGUCAAGACCUAUGUGUCAGCAUUUAGUAGAGAAAGUGCUCUAUCAGCUAUCAAAUUGGAGUUGAAGCGUGGCGGUCAAGUUUUCUAUGUUGUUCCUCGAAUAAAAGCCAUAGACGAUGUAUUGCAAUUUCUCAAGGACUCUCUUCCAGAUGUACCAAUGGCUAUUGCUCAUGGAAAGAAAGUGUCAAAGAAUAUACAACUUGCUAUGGAAAAGUUUUCUUGUGGGGAAAUAAAGAUUCUUGUAUGCACACAUAUCAUUGAAAGUGGAAUAGAUAUUCCAAAUGCCAACACAAUGAUUGUCCAGUAUGCAGAACUAUUUGGGCUCGCGCAGCUGUAUCAGUUGCGAGGAAGAGUAGGAAGAUCAGGCAGAGAGGGUUUCACAUACCUCUUCUACACUGACAAGUCUUUGCUUUCCAGAAUUGCCAUGGAUAGACUUGGAGCUAUUGAAGAGCAUUCUGAUCUCGGUCAAGGUUUCCAUGUCGCAGAGAAGGAUAUGGGUAUUAGGGGAUUUGGAAGCAUGUUUGGUGAGCAACAAUCUGGAGACGUUGCAAAUGUUGGCAUCGAUCUGUUCUUUGAUAUGCUUUUUGAUAGCUUGUCCAAGGUUGAUCACUUUCGUCUUAAACCCAUUCCUUAUAAAGAUGUUCAGCUGGACAUUAACAUUUCUCCGCAUCUCUCUUCUGAAUACAUAAGUUAUCUUGAAAAUCCUGUUGAAUUGCUCAAUGAAGCAGCGAAAGCUGCAGAACAAGAUAUAUGGAACUUAAUGCAAUUCACAGAAGAUCUUCGUCAACAGUAUGGGAAGGAGCCCCGUGAUAUGGAGUUGCUAUUAAAAAAGCUCUAUGUAAGGCGGAUGGCAGCAGAUCUUGGUAUCAGCCGGAUAUAUCCAUCUGGCAAAAUGAUCAUCAUGAAAACAAACAUGAACAGGAAAGUUUUUAGGCUCAUGGAAGAAACCAUGGCUUCUGAGACGCAUCGCAAUUCUUUGUCAUUCACUGGAAAGGAAAUUAAGGACUGUAAACGCUGGACAUGGCUUGCAUGCUCAUUGGUUUUGCUCCCAUCCGUGCUCCACACCUACUUAAUGAGCAUUGGACAAUUGUCUCCCUUUCGUCUCUCCAAACGUGUUUUCCCUUGA
Molecule: messenger RNA, 2502 nt
Organism: Triticum turgidum subsp. durum (durum wheat)
Lineage: Eukaryota; Viridiplantae; Streptophyta; Magnoliopsida; Poales; Poaceae
Source: the annotation of a GenBank genome assembly